Molecule: messenger RNA, 489 nt
Organism: Aplosporella prunicola CBS 121167
Lineage: Eukaryota; Fungi; Ascomycota; Dothideomycetes; Botryosphaeriales; Aplosporellaceae
Exons: 1
Coding region: 1-489 (162 amino acids)
Source: RefSeq, a predicted model, not a curated record
AUGCUUUUCCCAUCAGCUUUUAUCGUGACUGGGCGCGUUAGUAGCGUCGGCGGUGCAACAUUUGCGCGCAGAGACAGAGAGAGAGAAAGAGAGUUGGUUGGAGCCCGGCCUCGUGGAAAGCGCGACCUUGCCGCAGAUGGCCCGGCGCCGGCGCCCUCAUCUUCUCCGAUUUCAUCCACUCCUCCAUCGGAUUUGCAUCACUUCCCGGAGCUACGACUGGUGCUACUGCCACCACGCGCCCAAGUUCCCGAGUUUAUCCUUCAGCUCUGCCUCUGCCUGCACCCUGCCGCUUAUCCAGGCACAGGCUCCUUCAAGCCACUGUUGCCUGACCCUGCUCACUUCAAGGUUGGUGACGAAGCUUGUCCUUCGUCCGUGAGCUUGAAUCCCGGUGCUCAAGCAGCCACUCCGUUUCGGAGUCAUGCCGAUCUGAUCGAUCGGUCCCUGGCUCAAUCCUCAGUCCGUCCAUUCAAGUGUACUUCGAAUGAGUGA